UGGUGGUGGUGGUGGUGGUAGUAGUAGUAUAGUAGAGUUGCGGAGUUCCCUUCCUUCUCCUUGCCUAUUUAUCCUCUCGCAGCUGCCUCUUGUUGCUGAAUUAGCGUCUUGCAUUAGCUUGCUUGAGUAAUGACCCACACCACCUAAGAAGUAAGAGAACAUUAUUAGUUGUUACAUAGAUUGAUCGAUAGAUAGAUAGAGGCAGACAAGACCUAUCAAGGGAGCGCAUUCUUACCUUCCUUCUUGGAUCGAAUUAAGAUCGAUCGUCAGGAGAUAGAUUACAGGAGGGAAGAAAAGUAAUUAAAGCAAGCAACAAUGGCAGCAAGUGCAGCGGCAUCAUCCAUCAUCUCCAACCCCUUAUUGGCUCCUCUCACCAACCUGCAGCCGUCGUCUCAUCAACAAGCAGCAGCAGCCGAUGAGCAGCAGCCGCCUCUCCCUCCUCCCGCCAAGAAGAAGCGCAACCUCCCGGGCACACCAGGCAAGUCGUCGUCUAUCUGUCGUCUCCUCCAUUAUAUUGUUGUGUACGUCGAGUCUAGCUUGGACGAUCGAUCUUGCAUUGUUGGUCGAUCUUGCACAUGAUUAUAUUGACCAGCUAUAACUAAUUAUUAAUAAUAAAUAAAAUAAUAAUAACAACCUGCUGCAUAUGCACUGCCUCGCAGACCCUGAUGCCGAGGUGAUCGCGCUGUCGCCGCGGGCGCUGCUGGCCACCAACCGGUUCGUGUGCGAGAUCUGCGGCAAGGGCUUCCAGCGCGACCAGAACCUGCAGCUCCACCGGCGGGGGCACAACCUGCCAUGGAAGCUGCGGCAGCGCAGCGGCAAGGAGCCCCGGAAGCGCGUGUACGUGUGCCCGGAGAAGAGCUGCGUCCACCACAACCCGGCGCGCGCGCUGGGCGACCUCACCGGGAUCAAGAAGCACUUCUGCCGGAAGCACGGCGAAAAGAAGUGGAAGUGCGACAAGUGCAGCAAGCGCUACGCCGUGCAGUCGGACUGGAAGGCGCACUCCAAGACCUGCGGCACCAGGGAGUACAGAUGCGACUGCGGCACGCUCUUCUCGAGGCGCGACAGCUUCAUCACCCACCGCGCCUUCUGCGACGCGCUGGCGGAGGAGACGGCCAGGCUCAGCGCCACCGCCGCGCCCAGCGCAGCCCAGAGCAGCAGCAACUACCUCUUCGCGGGGGCGGCGGGGCUGGCCAACAUGAUGCUCCCGCCGGCCCCCGCCGCACCGCACCUCAAGCCUGCUGCUGGCCUCUCGCUCUGGGGGCCGUCGUCCAUGGCCGACAUUGGUAUUGGUGGUGGCGCUGCGCCAGUGCCCCCGCACCUGUACGCGGAUCUCUUGGCGCCGCCGACCUCGGACGCGGCGGCGCAGCUGGCCUGCUGCUGGCUGUACGGCAACAGCAACGGCGAGCUCUCCUCGGCAAACAACGCCAGCGCGCUGACGACGGAGGCGCAAAGCGUGCCCUCCUUGUUCAGCGGGCAGCAGCACGCCAAGCCCUUGGCGCCCACCGACAUGUCCGCGACGGCGCUGCUGCACAAGGCCGCGCAGAUGGGUGCCGUGACGUCCACCAUGUCCGACGACGCUGGAGCAGCAGCUAUGUUCCAGCAGAGCGCUAACGGCAACCUCACCGGCGGGAGCGUGGCCUACGACGACGACGUCUUGUCGGCGGCGGCGCGCCACAUCAAGGACGCCGUGGGGAGGGAGGAGACGAGGGAUUUCUUAGGCGUUGGCGUGCACCCGCUGUGCUCUUCGUCGCUGCUGGCGCCUCUGCAAGGCCGGAUUUAAUUAAUUCCUUCUUAUUAGUUGAUGAUGAUUUGCAGGCGAUGCAAUUAAUUAAUCAAUCACGUAGCUUUGCUUGCCAUUGCAUUGCCUUCCCAUCUCAUUGCUCCACACAUGUCUCUGUUGCUUUGGUCCCAAUAUCUAAGAAAAAAUGAAGCAGCUGAAUUGA
Messenger RNA from Panicum virgatum (switchgrass), 1943 nucleotides. Its product is annotated as zinc finger protein MAGPIE-like. NCBI's taxonomy places the organism in Eukaryota, Viridiplantae, Streptophyta, Magnoliopsida, Poales, Poaceae. The transcript is spliced from 2 exons. The coding region runs from base 644 to 1780 and encodes 378 amino acids. Gene Ontology annotation, cellular component: nucleus. Gene Ontology annotation, molecular function: DNA-binding transcription factor activity. The record is from RefSeq and is a predicted model, not a curated record.